ACCUAAUUAAUUUAUGGAACAUUUUCAGUGCAGUAAAAAUUAUGAAUUUAACAACUGCUUCGUGUUAAACAUUAUAAAUAAAGACAGUUGGUGGCGCUGUCGGUCCUUGUUGUUGUGAGCCAUCCUACAAAUGUCCCAAAUGCAUCAACGGCGGGCAACUCGCGCUUUCAUCCAGAGGAGGUAAGGGGAAGAAAGGGGACAGCUCCGUGGUGCUGAAACCCACACGGGAAACGGCCACGCGUUUUUGACUCUUUCGGAUUCAACCAGUUCUUACUGUUUUUGGAUUCACAUCUUGCGGUAAAAGUAAGACCAAUUUGAUCACUUUCAGUAUAGCGUGCCGUGAAUUGGAAAUAAUGGACUUGUAUGAGACAAUGAGACCACACAAAAGGUACGUGAAUCUCAUUGUGUUGCUUUUCAUGGCUCACGUUUUGGCUUCCGUGACUCAUUAUUCCAUCCCCGAGGAGCUUAAAGAAGGAUCCGUUGUUGCCAACCUGGCGAACGAUCUCAGCGUGGACGUCACAAGUCUGAUUAGAAGAAAAAUGCGUGUCGACAUCAUCGCAAACAAAAAAUAUUUGGACGUGAACAAAGAGACUGGAGAACUGUAUAUUGCGGAGAAGAUUGACAGAGAACACAUUUGCACCACUAAAUGGACAUCAUCAUGCUAUCUCAAACUGGAGGUGACGCUGGAAAACCCACUGCGUAUUUUUAACAUAGAGUUGGAAAUACUAGACAUGAAUGACAACGCCCCGCAGUUCAGACGAGACGCCAUUCAUUUGGAUUUAUCCGAGUCCACUUCGGCAGGGGAGAGAUUCUCUUUAAGUAAUGCAGUCGAUCCUGAUGUAGGGAGCAAUUCGGUGAGUACGUAUCAUUUGAGUGAAAGCGAGCAUUUUAAUAUAGAGGUUCAGACGGGUCGAGAUGGAUCCAAAUUUGCAGAUUUAAUAUUGAAGAAGGCAUUAGACAGGGAGCAGCAGGAAAUGCACAAUUUAAUACUAACGGCAGUAGAUGGCGGUAAACCUCCGCGUUCUGGCACUGUCAGUAUUAUUGUUCAUGUUUUAGAUACCAACGACAAUGCGCCUUUGUUUGAUAAAUCUAUAUACAAUGUCAAAAUAACGGAAAAUUCUCCGAUUGGAAGCCUUGUUAUUGAUUUAAAUGCCACUGACUUGGAUGAGGGCUCAAAUUCGGAUUUAUCAUAUUCAUAUAGUUUAUAUACACCCGAGAAAACACAAGAAACAUUUUAUUUAAAUCCUUCUACUGGUGAGAUAACUGUUAAAGGAAUGCUGAACUAUGAAGAUUUUAAUAUUUAUGAUAUGGAGGUGAUAGCAGCAGACAGAGGCAUCAAUAGUUUGUCAGGUCAAUGUACGAUCAAAAUUCAAAUCGAGGACAUGAAUGACAACCACCCAGAAAUAUCCAUUAAAUCUUUUCAAAGUCCAGUCAGCGAAAACAUUGAUGUCGACACUGUGAUAGCAGUGGUCAGUGUAAGUGACAAGGACUCAGGCAAUAAUGGAGUGGUGGAUCUUCGCAUUCCAAAUAACAUGCCUUUUAAACUGAGGGAGUCCCCUGAUAACUUUUAUAAAUUAGUUGUUUCGGAGCCAUUAGACCGUGAAAAGGUUCCAGAAUACGACAUCACCUUCACCGUCACCGACAGAGGCUCCCCUCCUUUAAGUGACAAUGAAACCAUGACUUUGCAGCUGCUGGAUGUGAAUGACAACGUCCCACACUUCCCUCAGUCCUUUUAUACCAUACGUGUGAUGGAGAAUAACGCCCCUGGCGCCUUGCUGAGCUCCCUCAGUGCGUUUGACCCCGACCUCCAUGAGAACCAGUACCUCGUGUACUUCAUCCUGGAGAAGGAGAUUGCCAACACCUCCAUGUCCAUGCUGUUCUCCAUCAAUCCAGAGAACGGCAACCUUUACGCACUCAAGACUUUUGACUAUGAGAUGGAGAAGGACUUCCUCUUCCACAUCGAGGCCAGAGACUCUGGCUCUCCUCCGCUCAGCAGCAACGUGACCGUCCACAUCAUCAUCGUGGAUCAGAAUGACAACGCCCCGGUUAUCGUCUCUCCUUGGCGAGCGCACGGCUCCGUGGUGGAGGAGAAGAUCCCCAGAUCCACAGAUAAAGGCUCCCUGGUAGCCAAGGUGAUAGCCUUGGACGUGGAUUCCGUGCACAACUCUCGCGUCACCUACCAGUUCCUGCAGGUGACCGACGCCUCCUUGUUCAGUCUAGACCAGUACAGCGGAGAGAUCCGCACCAUGAGGAUGUUCAGCUACAAAGAUUCUCGUCACCAGAGACUGGUUGUUGUUGCUAAGGACAACGGGGAUCCCGCUCUCUCUGCUACAGUCACCAUCAAGCUGUCCACGGUGGAAACGGCCGUGAAGGCCUACUCGGACAUGACCGAGGUGCCUCUGGAAUACGAUAUUUUCUCUGACCUCAACCUGUAUUUGGUCAUCGGUCUGGGCUCGGUGUCCUUCCUGCUGCUCAUCACCAUCCUGGUCACCAUUGUGCUCAAGUGUCAGAAGGUCAAGCCCAGCAAAGCAGCUCCUCCCUGCAGGAACAGCGUGAUCAGCGAGAGGAACUCCACCAUCGCAGAUUCCACUCUGGUGUCCAACGAUGCCUACUGGUACAGUCUGUUCCUAGCAGAGACCAGGAAAGGAAAGCUGGUGGUCAGGCAGCCCAUGCCGAAGGGCUCCAGAUACAUUGUGUCCAGUAUUCCCAGGAGCACAGGCAUGUCUGAGACCAGCGACUCCGCUCCUUCCACUCUGCAGGUAUGAGUCAAGUGCAUAUGAUUUGUCAGUGUAUUUAUAGAGCUUCACAUACAUCAAAUAGGAGUCAGCCCAUACCUGCUCUCAUUUUUAGUGCAUCUGAUCAACCCCAAAUGAAGUUCAGAUGUUCUAGUCGGCUUUUUCUGACAUUUUUAGCCAUAUUUUCAGCAUAAUCCAUGGUUCGCAGAGAGCUUUCAGUGUAAAAUUUCAUUGUUCAAACAUAUCAGUUAAGAGAAGGGUACAAAUAAUUUCCAAGACAUUAAAUAUACCACGGAACACUAUGAAAGUAUCGUCACAAUGAAUUGGGAAAAUAAUGCUAAACACUUAGAACUGGACAUACCUCUGAAUUGUUUCAUCAAGGAGGCUGCCAAGAGCCCAACAGCAAUCUUGAAGGAGAUGCAGGAAUUUCUGUUAAUUACAAGUUGUGUAAGACUCCUAGAACAGCUGUGGAGCAUUUCUUUUAUUUAUUUUUAAAUAAAUGUGUUGUCCAUAUUAUUGGUGUCACAAGUGGUGGAGAAGUUUUGGGAUUAUUUAUCUUGGUCUCUUACCGUGACAUUUGAACAGGGGUAUACAGACUUUUCUCCAGUGUAGCUGUUCUUUUUGUCGGUCAUUGGUUGAAUGUGAAGCAAUGAAUGUUCUGCCUCCUCUGGCUGUGUGUCUCACGCCGUUGAUUUCGUCAUGCUUCAUAUAAAUUAGUCACUUUGAAAACUUUGCUUCUGUGGAGGGCAGCAGAGACUUUGAGUGGAUUUCAUGUCUCUGAAUUGCAACAUUUCUAGCUCCCUGCUCCUCGAUACUGUGACAGCACCGCAAAACUUAUUCUUGUGC
This is a messenger RNA of Hippocampus comes (tiger tail seahorse), 3581 nucleotides long. RefSeq names its product protocadherin alpha-C2-like. Gene Ontology annotation, biological process: homophilic cell-cell adhesion. Bases 354 to 2765 code for a protein of 803 amino acids. The transcript is spliced from 2 exons. The record is from RefSeq and is a predicted model, not a curated record. Gene Ontology annotation, molecular function: calcium ion binding. Lineage: Eukaryota; Metazoa; Chordata; Actinopteri; Syngnathiformes; Syngnathidae. Gene Ontology annotation, cellular component: plasma membrane.